CCAAAUUUCAGCUUUUUGACCCCCAGCCCCCCAAAUUCGGGGGUCCCGCCCCUCCCCCGCCAUGGCCGACCCCAUCAUGGACCUCUUUGACGACCCCAACCUCUUCGGCCUCGACCCCCUCCCCGAUGACCUCGUGACCCCUGCGGCCGCCCCUCCCCCCUCCGACCCCUUGGCCGAAGCUUUGGGCCUAUCAGGAGCUUUGGACCCCUCCCCCACCCCUCCCCCACCCCCCCAACCCGCCCCUCCCCCCCCUCCUCCUUCCUCCGCCCCUCCCCCCCCACCCCCGCCGCCCCUCCCCCACCCCGACCCGGAAGUGCUGAGUCAGGGAAAUCCCUUCAUGGGGGUCUCCGCCCCUCCCCCACCCCCACCACCCCCUCCCCCCCCCUCCCCCCCCCCCAAAAUCGUCAUCCUCAAAGCCCCGCCCCCCUCCGGCCCCGCCCCGGCCACGCCCAACGGCGGCAAGCUCUCAUUGGCCAAGGUGCUGGGGGGCGUGGCCUCGGGCGCGGUGGGCGUGGCCUCCGGGGGCGCGGGGGGCGUGGCCUCCGGGGGCGGGGCCCGGCAGGUGAAGCAGGUGCUGCUGCAGCCCCUGAAGGCCGGGCCGGGAGGCCCCGCGGCGGCGCACCUGAAACCCGGGCUGGGCCUGGGGGCCGGACAGGGGGACUCCAAGCGCAUCACGCUGGUCUUGCAGCCGCCCCCAGGCCAGGGCACGGCGCCGGGUCAGCGCCACGUCGUGCUGGGCACUCUGCCCGGCAAACUCCUCCUGCAGAGCAACGCCGCCGCUCCGGCCACUCCGGCCACUCCGGCCAAAGGCGCGUCCGGCGCUCCGGCCAAGGUGGUGACCAUCCAGCUGCAGGUGCAGCCCGCGGCCGCGGCCGGAGCGGCCGGACAGGCCGGAAAGGUGCAGCUGGUGCCGCCGGCCGGGGCGGGGCCGCUGGGCGUGGCCCAGGUGCCGCAGGUGCUGGGCGGGGCCGGACAGAGGCUGACCGUGCCCCUCAAGGUGGUGCUGCAGCCCCAGGCCACCUCCUCCACCACCCCCACCUCCAGCGGCCUCUCCGUGGUCAAAGUCCUGACCACCACCGACCUGCCCGCCGCGUCCGGAGCGUCCGGAGGCGCGGCCGGAGGAGUGACCGCACUGACCACCCCGGACGAGAGCCGGCGGCUGGAGCACCAGAAGAAGCAGGAGAAGGCCAACCGCAUCGUGGCCGAGGCCAUCGCCCGGGCGCGCGCCCGCGGCGAGCAGAACAUCCCGCGCGUCCUCAACGAGGACGAGCUGCCCAACGUCCGGCCCGAGGACGAGAGUGACCGCAAGCGCCGGCGCAAGGCCGGAGGAGAGCGCGGUGGGAAGGAGGAGCGGCCGCGGCGGGGGAAGGGCGGCCAGAGCGGCGGCAAGAGCAAGGCCAGGGGCAAGGCCAGCACCAUCACGCCGGUGGUGGGGAAGAAGCGCAAGCGGAACGUCUCCUCGGACAAUUCGGACUCGGAGGCGCUCCCGACCCCGUCCCCGCGCCGCGACGACGACGCCACCGUGCAGAAGCGGCGCUCGAACCGGCAGGUGAAGCGCAAGAAGUACACGGAGGACCUGGACAUCAAGAUCACGGACGACGAGGAGGACGAGGAGCUGGACGUCACCGGGCCGGCGCGGCCCGAGCAGCCGCCGGCGCCGCCCCCGCCCGAGCCCGACGGCGCCGAGGCCCUGCCCUCCAUGCAGUUCUUCGUGGAGAACCCGAGCGAGGAGGACGCGGCCAUCGUGGACAAGGUGCUGUCCAUGCGAGUGGUCAAGAAGGAGCUGCCCUCGGGACAGGUGGUGGAGGCCGAGGAGUUCUUCGUCAAGUACAAGAACUACUCGUACCUGCACUGCGAGUGGGCGACGAUCGCACAGUUGGAGAAGGACAAAAGGAUCCACCAGAAACUGAAACGCUUCAAGACCAAAAUGAACCAAAUGCGGCAUUUUUUCCACGAGGAUGAGGAGCCCUUCAACCCCGACUACGUGGAGGUGGAUCGGAUCCUGGACGAGUCGCACAGCGUGGACAAGGACAACGGCGAGCCCGUGGUGUAUUACCUGGUCAAGUGGUGCUCCCUGCCCUACGAGGACAGCACCUGGGAGCUGCAGGAGGACGUGGACGAGGCCAAAAUCGCCGAAUUCAAACGGAUCCAGGCCCGGCACCCCGAGCUCAAGAGACAGCCCCGCCCCCAGGCCGCCGCCUGGAAGAAGUUGGAGUCGUCGCGGGAGUACAAGAACCACAACCGGCUGCGGGAGUACCAGCUGGAAGGGGUUAACUGGCUGCUCUUCAACUGGUACAACAGGCAGAACUGCAUCCUGGCGGACGAGAUGGGGCUGGGCAAGACGAUCCAGUCGAUCGCGUUCCUGCAGGAGGUGCACGGCGCAGGUGUGCGCGGCCCGUACCUGGUGAUCGCGCCGCUCUCCACCAUCGCCAACUGGGAGCGCGAGUUCGGCACCUGGACGCACCUGAACACCAUCGUCUACCACGGCAGCCUGGCCAGCCGGCAGAUGAUCCAGCAGUACGAGAUGUACUGCAAGGACGGCAAGGGCCGGCUGAUCCCGGGCGCGUACAAGUUCGACGCGCUGAUCACGACCUUCGAGAUGAUCCUGAGCGACUGCCCCGAGCUGCGCGAGGUGCCGUGGCGCUGCGCCGUCAUCGACGAGGCGCACCGGCUGAAAAACCGGCACUGCAAGCUGCUGGACAGCCUCAAGCACAUGGACCUGGAGCACAAGGUGCUGCUGACCGGGACCCCCCUGCAGAACACGGUCGAGGAGCUCUUCAGCCUCCUGCACUUCCUGGAACCCGCCCGCUUCCCCUCCGAGGGCGACUUCCUGCGCGACUUCGGCGACCUGAAAACCGAGGAGCAGGUGCAGAAGCUGCAGGCGCUGCUGAAGCCCAUGAUGCUGCGGCGGCUGAAGGAGGACGUGGAGAAGAACCUGGCGCCCAAGCAGGAGACCAUCAUCGAGGUGGAGCUGACCAACGCGCAGAAGCGCCUCUACCGCGCCAUCCUGGAGCGCAACUUCGCCUACCUGGCGCGCGGGGCGGGGCACGGCAACGUGCCCAACCUGCUCAACACCAUGAUGGAGCUGCGCAAGUGCUGCAACCACCCCUACCUGAUCAACGGUGCAGAGGAGCAGAUCGUGGCGGAGCUGAGGUCCUCCCCGGGCGCGCCGGCACCACCGGACCUGGCGCUGCAGGCCCUGGUGCGCUCGGCCGGGAAACUGGUGCUGCUGGACAAGCUGCUGCCCCGGCUGCGCGCCGGCGGCCACAAGGUGCUGGUCUUCUCCCAGAUGGUGCGGUGCCUGGACAUCCUGGAGGACUACCUCAUCCAGAAACGGUACCCCUAUGAGCGCAUCGAUGGUCGGGUUCGUGGCAACCUGCGACAGGCGGCCAUCGACCGCUUCAGCCGGCCGGACUCGGACCGCUUCGUGUUUCUCCUGUGCACCCGCGCCGGUGGCCUCGGCAUCAACCUGACGGCCGCCGACACCUGCAUCAUCUUCGACUCCGACUGGAACCCCCAGAACGACCUCCAGGCGCAGGCGCGGUGCCACCGCAUCGGGCAGAGCAAGGCGGUGAAGGUCUAUCGCCUCAUCACCAGGAACUCCUACGAGCGGGAGAUGUUCGACAAGGCCAGCCUGAAGCUGGGCCUGGACAAGGCCGUGCUGCAGUCCAUGAGCGGCCGCGAGGGCGCCAUCCCCGGGAUCCAGCAGUUCUCCAAGAAGGAGAUCGAGGACCUCCUGCGCAAAGGCGCCUACGCCGCCAUCAUGGACGAGGACGACGAGGGCGCCAAGUUCUGCGAGGAGGACAUCGAGCAGAUCCUCCUGCGCCGCACCACCACCAUCACCAUCGAGAGCCAGGGCCAGGGCUCCACCUUCGCCAAGGCCAGCUUCGUGGCGUCGGAGAACCGCUCGGACAUCGCGCUGGACGACCCCAACUUCUGGCAGAAGUGGGCCAAGAAAGCCGAGCUGGACCUGGAGCUGCUCAACAGCAAGAACACGCUGGUGAUCGACACGCCGCGCGUCCGGAAGCAAACGCGCCACUUCAGCACUCUGCGCGACGACGAUCUGGUCGAAUUCUCCGACCUGGACAGCGACGACGACCUGGAGCGCCUCGACCGCGCCACGCGCUCCCGGCGCGGCCACCAGCACCAAAACCACCACCAAAACCACCAACUCCACCCCCAACCGCCGCCGCCGCCGCCGGCCGGCCCCGCCGCGCCGCCGCCCUUCGGCCGCAGCGACUGCGUCCGCGUCGAGAAGCACCUGAUGGUCUACGGUUGGGGCCGUUGGCGCGAGUUGGCCGCGCAGGGCCGCUUCAAGCGCCGGCUGUCGGAGCGCGACGUGGAGAACCUCGGCCGCGCCAUCGUCCUCUUCUGCCUGCGGCACUUCCGCGGCGACGACGGCACGCGCGCCUUCGCCGGGGCGCUGCUGGCCCCCGGCCACAACGGCCGCGCCCGCCCCGCGCCCGGCCGGAAGGGCAAAAAGGCCCCGAAGGUUCCGGAAGCUCCGGCGGCCGAGUGGCUCCUGCAGGACGAGAACUUCCGGAAGCAUCUGCGGCACCAGAGCGGAAAGCUGCUGCAGCGUGUCCGGGCUCUCCAUGUUCUGCGCCACGAGGUGAUCGGAGCCGCUGCCGAGCCCGUCCUGGCCGGGGCCACAGCCAGCGAGGUGCAGAUCUCCUUCCCGCUGCUGGAGCCGCUGGAGGUUCCCGAGCCCUGGUGGGACCCCGAGGCCGACAAGUCGCUGCUCAUCGGGGUCUUCAAACACGGCUACGAGCGGUACCACACCAUGCGCGCCGACCCCGCCCUGUGUUUCCUGGCCAAGGCCGGCGGUCCCGACGCGACGGCCGUGGCGGCCGAGCAGCGCCUGGAGGGGGCCGAUUUCGACAGAGACCCCGAGGACCCCGAGUACAAACCCCUGCAGGGCGGCGGCGAGGAGAGUGACCCCCUGGCCGGGCUGGACGAGGAGAUCUCGGUGGUGGACGGGGACGAAGCCGUUCCGAUGUCCGGCCCCACGCCACCGGUGUCCGGUCCUGUGGUCACUUCUGACCCCACGGUGAUGUCCAGUCCAAUGGUCACCUCCGGCCCUGUGGUCACUUCUGGUCCCACGCCACUGUCCGGCCCCACGCCGAUGUCCGGUCCUGUGGUCACUUCUGGCCCUGUGGUCACUUCUGACCCCACAACGAUGUCCAGCCCAGUGGUCACCACCGGUUCCACGCCGAUGUCCAGCUCAAUGGUCACCUCUGACCCCAUGGUCACCACCGGCCCUGUGGUCACUUCUGACCCCACAGCAAUGUCCACCCCAGUGGUCACUUCUGGCCCCACGCCACCAAUGUCCACCCCAGUGGUCACUCCUGGCCCUGUGGUCACUCCUGGCCCCGGCCUGGGCGCGUGGCCGGCGGCCGCAGCACUGACCGCUCGCCUGCGGCGCCUCUUGGCCGCCUGUCCCCGCUCCGGCUCCGGCCACCGGCCGGACCCUCAGGCCACCGAGAUGGCGCCUGGACAGCCCAGUGGUCACUCUGGUGGUCACUCUGGUGGUCAGUCCAGUGGUCACUCUGGUGGUCAUCACGGCGGUCAAACCAGUGGUCAGCCCAGUGGUCACUCUGAUGGUCAACCCAGUGGUCAACCCAGUGGUCAGCCUGAUGGUCACUCCAGUGGUCACUCAGGUGGUCACUCAGGUGGUCACUCAGGUGGUCACUCAGGUGGUCACUCAGGUGGUCACUCAAGUGGUCACUCCACUGGUCACUCCGGACACGCGGAGCGGCCGCGGCGACCCCGGCGAGGGCACGAGCGGCGCGAGAAGCAGCAGCGCUGGACGCGGCGGGAGCAGGCCGACUUCCUGCGGGUGGCCUCGACCUUCGGCGUGGAGCUGGAGCCGGGCUCGGGCCGGUUCCGCUGGGGCCGUUUCCGCGCCCUGGCCCGGCUGGAGCGGCGCUCGGACGAGGACCUGACGCGCUUCUACCACGGCUUCGUGGCCAUGUGCCGGCAGGUGUGCCGGCUGCCGCCCGCGCCCGGCGACGCCCGCCGGCCGCCGUGCCCCUGCCCCAGCUCCGUCCCCGCCCCGCUGGCGCUGCGGGCGCUGCGGCGGCUGGCGCUGCUGCGCUGCUGCGGGAGCGCGUGCUGCCGCACCCGGCGCUGCCGGCGCUGCUGCCGCGGCUGCCGCCCCCCGGCGCUUUUACCCAUUUGCACCCCGUUUCUAACCCUGUUUUCCCCAUUUUUCACCCUGUUUUUUCCCGUUUUUCCCGGGCGCCGCCCACCCUUCCCAGUCCCCGUCACCAUCCCCGCCCCGCUGGCGCUGCGGGCGCUGCGGCGUCUGGCGCUGCUGCGCUGCGUGCGGGAGCGCGUGCUGCCGCACCCGGCGCUGCCGGCGCUGCUGCCGCGGCUGCCGCCCCCCGGCUCGCUGCUGCCGCCCUGGUGGCGGCCCGGCGCCCACGACGCGGCGCUGCUGCGCGCCGCCGCCCGGCACGGCCUGCGGGGGGCGCUGCUGCGCGCAGAGAUCGGCGACGCAGGAGGAGGAGGAGGAGAGGGGCAGAGGAGGAGAGGGGAGGAAGAGGAGGAGGAGGAGAUGGAGUUUGGGGGGAAUUUCAGCGUUUUUGGGGUCUCCCCUGGCGCAGGGCCGGAGGCGUUGGGGGCCGAGGAGGAGGAGGAGGAGGAGGAGGAAGAAGAGGAGGAAGAUGAGGAGGGGGAGGGGGAGGACGAGGAUUCCCCUCCCCCCCCGGGCGAGGGCGGCUCCCCCAAACCGCCCCUCCCCCACCCUGCGCCCCAAAAUCUCCUCUGCUGGCCCAAGGAGCGGGCGCUGAUCCGGCGUCUGGAGCUGAUCUGCCGGGCCGUGCUGGCGGCGGGGGAGGGGCCGGCCCCGCCCGGGGGGGUCCCGGGGGGGCUCCCGGACCCCGCCCCUCCCCCCAUCCCCUCCCCCACCCCCCGCGGCAGGAGGGAGUUCACCGUGCAGAUCAAGGACGAGGAGGGGCUCAAACUGACGUUCCAAAAGCAUCGCCUGGGACCCAACGGGGCCCCGCGCCCGCCCGGCGCCCCCAAGAAAAGCAGCAAGAAACUGGUGGAGCUGGAGCUGCGCUGCCUCGAGGGGCUCCGGGACCCCCCGGGGGACCCUCCCCCGCCCCCCGAAAUCGCCGAUUCCCGGCUGCUCCCGUUCUCGGAGCAGCGGCGGGAGAAGUGGCACCGGAAAAAGUUCCUCCCCGCCCCGCCCCCACCCCUGGACCUCUCCAAGAUGGCGGCGCUGAUGGGGGGCGGAGCCUCACCCUCGCUGGCCCCGCCCCACUUCCGGCCGGAACAGGAAGAGGAAGAGGAGGAAACAGGAAGUGGGCGCUGCCCCCUGCUGGCCGACCCCAUGAUGGCGCCCGCCUCCGACUCGGAUUAGGCCCCGCCCCUUUCCCGGGCCCCGCCCCCUCAUGAAUAUUUAUAUAAAUAUGUAAAGUGUCUCUGUGUCAUAGGGGCGGGGCUUGGCGGGGCCGGGUGGGCGGGGCCAGAGGGGUGGGCGGGGCCAAAGGGGGAGGUUUGGUUUUUUUGUUUUUUUUUUUUUAAUAAAAGGUUUGGAAAUGGA
Messenger RNA from Taeniopygia guttata (zebra finch), 7552 nucleotides. NCBI's taxonomy places the organism in Eukaryota, Metazoa, Chordata, Aves, Passeriformes, Estrildidae. The record is from RefSeq and is a predicted model, not a curated record.